UAAACAUCGCAAAGAGAUAUGCACUUUGGAUAUAUAUUUGUUUUAUUAUUAUUUAAACAGAGAGCAAAAUUCGAGAUUAAAUUUACAACACCUUUGAAAUAUCUAAUUUAUGUGUGACUUUUAAAUCGACAGGAUCGAAGAUAUCGAUAAAGUGUAAGGUCAAUUCAGCAUCCGUCUUUUUCGCAUUCGCCGGCUAAUUAUCUGUCGCGUUUGCUUAAAGACGCUUUUUACGAAAAGGCAUCCAUUUGACAGAGUUCACGCAAGUUGAACACGUAAGAGCGAGUGUUUGUACAUUUCUAUUUUUAUCUCGUCAAAGGAUUUGCGCUCUCAAUGGUACCGGAGGUGGAGAUUGCCCCACAUAUAUCCCGGCUUUCUGCUACGUCGCUCCAGACCGCCGCGUCAAUGCAGGGCAAUUAGGAUAUUCUCCAAUCUAGCUCCGAUCAAUUUUAUCGCUUCACUGCUUACUUGGUAUCGCGUAAAUUUAAAACCACUCGGAAAUUAAAAAAAAAUCUUACGUAAUUCAUCGAAGAGGUAAUUGUUAUACAUUUCAAGAUUGAAUAUUUUAGAUUUAACAGGAGGAAAAACAUGGAAUUAUCUUACAAUAUCGAUUUUUUUCAAUUUUCUUCAAAUGCAUUAUCCAUGUACGUACUUUUUAUAGAUGUUCACUCUCAGAUUGCGCUCCUCUCAUACACAUCCUUGUAUUUAUUCGUGAAUUCUUCUCGGCCGCCGAGCUUGCGCCGCCGACUUGGGAUGAAGAAGAGGGGAUCGCGUGCAGCAGCCGGUGGCUGUCGGAAAGAUGAGAGUCGCCGGUGAUGUGCUUGUGCGGAGGCCUCGCGGAGGACAACGCCAGGAUCAUCCUCCUCGCCGUUGUCCUGGCAGCAUACAUGCUCGCAGGCGCGGCUCUCUUCCAAAGGCUGGAGAGUGAUCUUGAGAUACGGCAGGCCGCGGAAUUUUGGCGGGUCUAUCACGUAUUUCGAAGACAUCAUCUACGAGGUAGCCCCUUGGCCCUGCAGAGGCUGCACGAGCUGCUGUACGCCUACGGUAACGCUUCGGCCACCGGCAUCAUUAAUAAGAGACGUCGCUGGGAUUUUCCUGGCAGCUUUCACUUCGUAGGCACCAUAGUUUCUACGAUCGGGUACGGAAGCACCGCGCCUCAGACAACGGCCGGGAAAGCGGCAGUCGUUCUUUAUGGCUUCUUCGGUUGUUCCGGUGGUCUCCUGUUCUUCAAUCUCUUCCUGGAAAGAAUCAUCACUUUUCUGGCGUGGAUUUUGCGCAGCUGGCACAUACGUCGAUUGAGGAGACGUCUUCGCAAGACAACAUUAGCGUCUCGACGAGUUUCUAAAUCAGCGAACACUCCAAAAAGAUCAUCUUUACCUGAUAUUCUCGACGACGACGACCACGUGGAUCUAGACCAAUGGAAACCGAGCGUUUACGGGGUCAUGCUCUAUUUGUUCGCGGUUUCCUGCAUCAUCGCCUGUUGCGCGGCCGCGCUUUACGCAUCCUUGGAAGAUUGGGAUUACUUUGACGCAUUGUAUUUUGCUUUCAUCAGCUUCACCACUAUCGGGUUGGGCGACUUUGUUAGCACGCAAAAGCCGAGCUAUCCUCACGUACAUUGGUACAGAUUCGCGAAUUUUAUCUUCCUAGUGGUGGGAUGUUGCUGCAUAUAUUCCCUGUUGAACGUCACGUCGAUCGUGAUCAAGCAGAGCCUGAAUUAUGUGAUACACAAGCUGCAAUAUGGUAAUCGGGAUGUGGCGGCACCAUUUCUGCCGAGACGACAGUCCUCGAUAUCGAGCGUAUACUACUCGAAGAGGAGGUCGACUAGAUUCGUCAGUAGGGACUCGGUCAGGGCAGAGGAUAACUCGGAGACGCCUCGCAGGAUGUCUGGCGAAUUGAUCUCCAUGAAAGACUUCCUGUCCGCCAAUAAAGUCUCUCUAGCUGUUAUGCAGAAACAGCUUUAUGACGCCGCGCAAAAGCAGAGAGGCGGCGGAUCGCUCGCUGCUACGCCGAAUCAUCAGAUGUUGAAGCCUGGUGCUGUGGGGCCACUCGCAAUCGCCAGCGAAAAAUUUGAAAGCAAAAGCACGAUAAAUAGAUAGGAGUAGUCAUGGCAAAAAUUUAGUGUCACUAUAAAAAAUAUAAUAUAUAUAUAUACAUAUACAAGGUAUUCUUUUUAA
This is a messenger RNA of Nylanderia fulva, 2171 nucleotides long. Its product is annotated as potassium channel subfamily K member 13-like. NCBI's taxonomy places the organism in Eukaryota, Metazoa, Arthropoda, Insecta, Hymenoptera, Formicidae. Gene Ontology annotation, molecular function: potassium ion leak channel activity; outward rectifier potassium channel activity. Gene Ontology annotation, cellular component: plasma membrane. The record is from RefSeq and is a predicted model, not a curated record. Gene Ontology annotation, biological process: stabilization of membrane potential; potassium ion transmembrane transport.